UGUACGGUCAGAAAAACGUGCGUUCAGCUUGAAUUUUGUUUGUUUGGUGUUUUUAAAAACUAAUUUUGUAUAAUUAAUCAAUAUUUGUUGUAAGUUUACUAGAAAAAUUUAAUGUAGCAAGUAAUUUAUGCGUGUUAAAGUGUACUGAGAAGCGAUAAAAUAUACAUGUGACUUUCCCGAAUUCAUUCAAAUGGUUUGAAUAAAUCUAUAGCUAAAUACAAUAGAACAAAUGUUUAAAACGUUGAUUAAUGAAACUGCCGCGACCGAAUGCUGUAUGAUAUUUUUUAAAAUUUUCAUUCACUUUCGUUGUGAGCAAAUGGAAAUAAUCCCCUAAAGUCGAAGAUAAAAUAUUGAUUUACUCUUCUGUUUCAUGAUGACGUGCACUCCAAAAGCAAUACCAGUUUUAUCAGACAGGUUCUUGUAAACCCAUUCCAUUUUCUUUACACCUUAAUGUAUUAACUGACUAUGAGGGGAAAAAAAGCAAAUGUGAUGAUCCACAAGACUGCAACUUUUUCCCCGUGAAGAAAAUGAGGGAAAAUGCUGUCGAGAGGGACAAUUAACAUACUAUAUGUAUGCCCAAAUAGUUAGUAAAAAUAAGUAUUUUAUCAUACCAAAGCUUUAUUUGUUCUCGUUACUUUGAGAAAUCCACAAUAUAUUUAAAGCACAAUAGUCCAAUCCACACUUUUCAAAAGUUGUUCCCAUUUGCGGGGUCAACCCAAAGGUCAAAAAGGAAAAAACCAAAAUUCCCCUUCUUCAAACAAUCAAAUAUUUGGGCGUACUGUGAUGAAAUCGCUUUGGAUUUGAUUUAUUCAUUCAAUAUGUGGUGGCAACCAUUCAAACGGGGUUUUAAUGUCAACUGAUAUAUAUACAAACAUAUUGAUACAAAAUAUAGAUACAAACUUCUAUACGACAAAGACUUUGGGUCUUUCCCAAAAGAUGACGACCAAGAGACACAGCAUUUGUAAAGUGUAGAGUGAGAUCACAGCUACGAUUUCCACAGAGUUAUCUAUGUAGGAAACUCACGACUAGUUGUGCGAGUAAGCGUUAAGUAUUAGUACAUGAAUGCGAUACUGGCCGCGGUUUUCUACAAAAAUAAUUAUCAUACAUCACUCAUUGUUACAUGUAAUAUGCCACUUUCAAACGACGCCACCGUCUAACAGUACUUUCAGUACUUUGAUUUGAGUCGGCUCGCGAAGCGAGCUGAUCCUUGCUGUCAGCGCUGAUUCAAUGCGGAUUUACCGAAGCACAAACUCGUAUGUGUGUUCCUUCACUUGCUGCAAAUAAAUCUUGAUAAAUAAGGCCCUGGCAAUAGCUUUAUUUUCAUAAUUUGAAUAAGUUUGAUGAUAUUAUAGUGUUGGAAACUUUUAUCCUGCAUAUCUAUUACAAAAUAACCUUGAAGUUCACCUAAACGUGUGAAUAGAAGAUUGUAAAUAUUACAUGCGGAUGAAUAUUUGCGAUGGGGCACAUGAAGAGGGUUAUCUCAAAAUACGAAAUUGUAUCAAAUAUACAACUCCGGUAAAAAAGACAUACACUGCUUUGGUUUAUUAAAAGGUGUAUAACAUAUCUUGUUUUAUCAUAAACAAAAAGAAAUUGAGUCUGGGUUAUUAAAAACGUUCGCUAAUGUAACUGAUAUUGAAACACCCGCAGAAUAAUACUACGAACAAGUUAACUUUCAUGAUUAGUCACCUGACCUUUUUCGCGGGAAGCUGUCGAGUAAACAAGAAUCACGAGGCCGAGGAGAAGUUUUCAAGCUGAGCAGUAGAAAUCGUCAGAAAUUUGCUACAAUGCCAACAUUACAAGCGUUAUUUAAAAUGAAGCGUGAAGGUCCAUAUGUGCCACCAAUAAGUGUGAAGAUUUGUGCCAUUUCACGACAAAAGGAAUAUGUUAAUGCAGAUGGAGAAGAAAAGAAAUAUUUGAUUCUAGGAAUUGCAGAUACUACCAUGGCUGCGAAAUGUACACUGUAUGAUUUAACAAAAGUGAAAGAUUUAGAACAAGGAAAAUCUGCCAUGCUAUUUAACACAAUUAUUAAGGCUGACAACUCCAUUACAAUAACAUCCAAAUCCAGAGUGUCCAGAAUUGGACCCAUAACAGUUCCAUCAGAAAUUGAAAAUGCUGCACAAGUUAUGGCUAACCCUCCAGCCUCUGCAGAGGUUACUCUGAAAGAGAUAGACAAGUCACCAGUUAAGUCGAUGCUGUCUGUCCGUGGACAAGUUGUUGCUGAAGAAAUCGCAAGAACUGUAUCAGUUAGAGGAAGAGAUGUUAAAGUCAAAUCUAUAACCUUAAAGGAUGGGACGGGCAAGUGCAAAGUGUCACUUUGGAGAGAGUUUGCCGAAAAAGAAGUGGGUAUAGGCCAACACUUGAAAAUCACUGAUGUUGUUGUACAGACGUACAACAACGAGAAGUCUGUCUCAACAACUGGAAGGACAGAAGUUGAGACCGUGGAGGCUCCGAGUCAGCUAAAGCUCACAGAAAACAUCAUGGCUUUUAACAUGGAGGAAAACAGCCUCAGUCUUAUCAUUGACGAUGGGGAAGCCUAUCCAGCUUACAGAAUUUCCUUGAACAAGAUCGCCACAUUCCUUAAUUGUGAAGAAAACGAAAUUGAAGAGGCCUUGAUAAAUAAACUACCAAUGAAGGCAUCCAUAACAGUCCAACAUGACGAAGUUACACAGAUUUCUCUUUAAACUCCUAGUCUUUUGGCUAAGAUCCCAAACGUACAAUGAGUUUAGGCAUUAUAUAAGCUCUGGAUGAUUCAAUCAGGCCUUAAAUUGUGUUCAUUGGAUUUUUGAAUUUUGCAAUUUUUCUUUUAAGAAAUUCAGAAGUGUUUCUGAAAUAUUGCUUUUUUUCAAGCAUUUUAAUUUACAUCAGUCUUUUAGUUAAUGUGACAAGUAUGCAACAUAAUCUGACUUUAAAGUUUGAUUAAAAGGAAUAUCCUUUUAGCUCUUCUCUAUGAAUGCUUUUCUUUUUGAAUUAAGAUGCAAGGCAGCUGAAAGCCAAGUAACAAGUUUACCUCUCUUUUGUGCCCAAGGCAAAAGUUGAAAACAUUUCAUUUUGCAUGUAAUGUAGCUGUAAGAUUUUAGUGUUAGUUUUCCUGUCAAGUUUCACUAUUAACUUGUAAUUUUGAGCAAUAUGUUUUCUUGCACAGUAAUCUCUCUUACCAUAAAGUGUUUUAUAUGUAAAAUUUUCACUUCCAGCUUUUGCACGGAUGUGUGUAUUUGAGUUUUUUUAUUUUGAUCGUACUGAAAAGAGUUUUGUCAUGUCUUUUCUACUUUAAAAAACUUGUGAGAAAUCAAGUGAUGUUUGAUAUACACAAUUGACAAACGAUUUCAACGUUGAGUAAUUGUAGAACUAAUUAUUUGGAGCAGAUGCUAUCUUUAUUCUUUUCGAGCAAGUUGAUGCAUGCUUAUGCUGUUUCUUUUUAGACUAAGUGAAAAAAAUCUAUAUUUGAUUUUAAAGACUUUGACAUGAAACAGGGUUUUUUUUUAAAUAAACAAUGAAUUCUCCUGCAAUGUAAGCUAGUCAAGAAAGAAUUUCUCAUGAAAUCUAGUCAUAACCAUGUAAUUUUUCUUUUUUAAGUGUAGUUGUUUUGAGUAUUGUAGCAGAUUUCAUUAUUCCAUUGUUCUGAUUGAAGUAGGGAAUAUAGUAUAAGUGGACUGUCUCUUAUAGCACCAUUGAUUAUCGACUUAGCAUGCAUAACUUCCUACUUUGUCCAUUCGCCACUGAUUGGAUUAUUAGACAAUAUGCAUGCUGUUUAUAAGUCAAUUUUUAUUUAAUGGCUUAUAUGAAAAUGGUGAAACGUUUCAUAACUGACAGAUUAUACUGUAUUUCUUGCAUUUUAUGAAUAAAACUGUUCAUAUCUCUUA
This is a messenger RNA of Magallana angulata, 3860 nucleotides long. RefSeq lists its product as uncharacterized. The transcript has 4 exons. Lineage: Eukaryota; Metazoa; Mollusca; Bivalvia; Ostreida; Ostreidae. The record is from RefSeq and is a predicted model, not a curated record. The coding region runs from base 1785 to 2681 and encodes 298 amino acids.